Messenger RNA from Ictalurus punctatus (channel catfish), 2505 nucleotides. It is a transcript of the gene pus7, whose product is annotated as pseudouridine synthase 7. Gene Ontology annotation, cellular component: nucleus. Gene Ontology annotation, biological process: pseudouridine synthesis. Gene Ontology annotation, molecular function: pseudouridine synthase activity; RNA binding. The transcript has 17 exons. NCBI's taxonomy places the organism in Eukaryota, Metazoa, Chordata, Actinopteri, Siluriformes, Ictaluridae. The coding region runs from base 62 to 2155 and encodes 697 amino acids. The record is from RefSeq and is a predicted model, not a curated record.
CGGGGCUUAUCCGAGUAAACACUUCCGGAGUAGAGCGGACUGUAAUACAUGCUGCUUUCUCAUGCUGGUAAAGGCACUGCGGACAGUAAGACUUAUCUGGAUCAGAACUGUGACUCUGUGUCCUCAUCCUUCAAGACUGUGGUUUUUCUCUAACUUGUUUAGGUGUCUUCAAAAAUCCCAUCAUAAGCAAAAGAUCUUUCCUGCUUGUAGACAGUUUUCCUCUCGGAGAUUUGUACCAAUGGAGGACAAGGAGGCUUCAACGGCGCUGAUUCAUCCUGGGGAGAAGCGAGCGUGCCCUGAAGAGAAUUCAGAACACACUGCGAAGAAAGCCCGACUUCAGGAUGAAGCUAAUGGCAGCCAUGUCGCCAAACAAACAGAGGAAGACAAAGAAGAGAUGGAGGCAGAGGAGGGUGGAGAAGAGGCAUCUUUGGAGGCUGAAGAUGGAGAAGGAGAGACCUUUGCUGAUAUGAUGAAGCAUGGACUUAGUGAAGUAGAUGUAGGAAUCUAUAAGUUUGUCAGCGAUCAUAAAGGAUUCUCUGGAAUCUUGAAAGAGAGGUACUCUGAUUUUGUGGUGCAUGAGAUUAGCAAGGAGGGGAAGAUCAUGCGGCUAGAUGACCUCUCCAUACCUGUCGAAACAGAGGAAGCAUCUGCAGAGCCUGAGCCAGUAGAGUGUCAGGACCUGACAGAAGAGCAAAAACAGCAGCUUGCUGAUCUGCAACUAUUCAAAAACAAAGAGGGAAAUGUGGCUAUUGAGGUGGAAGGAGAUUCCAAGGAGAGGCGUACUUUGCUUCAUAAAGCAAUCAAAACCCUAUACCCAGGACUGGAGACCAAAACUGAGGAAAGAGAGAGCAAGAGGUUCAUAGUGGCAUAUCAUGCAGCUGGGAAAAAAGCACUGGCAGCACCAAGAAAACACUCAUGGCCUAAGAACCGUGGCAGCUUCUGCCAUUUUGUGCUUUACAAGGAGAAUAAAGACACCAUGGAUGCCAUCAACGUUCUCUCCAAAUUUCUCAGGGUUCGACCCAAUGUCUUCUCCUACAUGGGCACAAAAGACAAGCGAGCCAUAACAGUGCAAGAGAUUGCUGUGUUAAAAAUCACCGCAGAACGAUUGGCUCACCUCAAUAAGUGCCUGAUGAACUUCAAACUGGGAAACUUCAGCUAUAAAAAGCACCCUCUGAAACUGGGGGAGCUGCAGGGGAACCAUUUCACAGUGGUACUCAGGAACAUCUCAGGCUCUGAUGAACAGGUGGAACGGGCCAUGACAUCACUCAGGGACACAGGCUUUAUCAACUACUAUGGCAUGCAGCGCUUUGGCACCACAGCUGUUCCCACACAUCAAGUUGGCAGAGCCAUCCUGCAGAACAACUGGCCUGAAGUGAUGGACCUGAUCCUAAAGCCACGGCCUGGGGCGGAGAAGGGCUAUCUGGUGAAAUGUAGAGAGGAAUGGGCCCAGACACAGGAUCCUGACGCAGCUCUGAAGAAGCUGCCAGUGAAACGCUGUGUAGAGGGACAGCUCCUGAGAGGACUGUCAAAGUAUGGCAAAAAAAACAUCAUUACAGCUUUCGGAAUGAUCCCUCGCAACAACAGGCUCAUGUACAUCCACAGCUACCAGAGCUUCGUGUGGAACACCAUGGUCAGCAGGAGAGUGGAGGCCUAUGGCCUCAAAGCUGUGGAAGGAGACCUAAUACUCAAAGGAGGCACUGCUCACAUCCUGUCUGCAGAGGAAGCUGAGAAGCACUCCAUUCAUGAUAUUGUGAUGCCACUGCCUGGAUUUGAUGUCAUCUAUCCCACACACAAGGUGGGGAAAGGCUACAGAGACAUGCUGGAAGUCGAUAAUCUGGAUAUAGAUAACAUGAGGCAUAAAGUACGAGAUUAUUCACUGGCUGGAGCUUACCGUCGCAUCCUCAUACGCCCUAAUGAUGUCAGCUGGGAGCUGAUUCAUUAUGAUGACCCCAAAGUGCCUCUGGUCCACACGGAUGUAGAGAAAUUGGAAAACAAACCAGGACCAGUUUUUCUGACAGAGGGUAAAUACAAGGCUCUGAAGAUGGAGUUCUCCCUCCCUCCAUCUACCUACGCCACCAUGGCCAUCAGAGAAGUGCUUAAAAUGGACACCAGCAUCAAGAACCAGACCCAGCUUAACACCGUGUGGCUGAACUGAGGACCACCGUCUGUUUGGAGUUUUACUUUCCUCCCCCCCCCCCCAAGCUUUUGUUUUUAAUAACUCCAAUCAGAAAUAAGCACAGAGUUGUUCAGUAUUUAAUUUCUUACUUUAUACCAAGCUUAGAAAACAUUGAGUAUAAACUUUAAGUUUAAUUGGAUUUUAUUUCCCUGGACAGUGCGUUUGUAAAAUUGACCACCCUGUUCUUUUUGUCUGAUAUCAGAUUGCGCUCUAGAUGUACAGAUAGGAUAAAUAAAUACUGUCGUUUUUUUAUUUACAGAGUAAAAUUUGUAAAUAUAAUUAAAUUGCCCAAAUGGAAAAAGAAAAUUAAAAUGUUUUAAAUCCCCCCA